CUCCCCCAGGCAUCCUCGCACCCAUGUCGCAGAAAGAUGGAAGCGGGAUCCAGGCUUGGACAACAUCCAUACGAGUAGCUAUGGCGAACGAUCCUUGUCGACAGUUAUUUGAGGAUCAGAUUCAGGUUCACGCGUUCCUAUUUCUUGAGGAUUAUUUCGAGAGUAUAAUCUCGGGGCCUCAGCAAGCUCCAAUCAUCGAUCUAGUUAAGACGCCAAGUCGGAAGAAGAAAAAUAUCCCCCGAAACACCAGGACGGUUACUGCGGACCCUAUCUCACUUUUGGAGUUCCAACCCAUUACUAGUGACGACCGAAGUCAGAAUUCUUCACUCCCGCUUCCUUCCCAAGGCCGUACCAACGAGCUUUCUGUCAUCGCCGAAGAUGACGAGUCCCCCGAGCGCAGUCAUGUUCAUACCAUGCCUCCACCGACCGCAUCUCCUGGGCACAGACACCUAGAAACGGGGACACCUGUUGUACCUAAGGAUUCGCUGACUGAUUCCGGUAUCCAACCACCUGAUGUCGUUGAUGUGGGCUCUGGUGCAGAGGAGUUGCUUACCUCGGCGACGGACAGCAAAACCACUGUCACACCCAUUAAGACUUCGCAUCAUGUUUCCCUCGUUUCGUCCCAUCCGCCGCACCCUUCGAAUACUUUCAUAGGCGACGACGCGCCUUCGUCUCCUCAGCCAAGCCAUACUGCGAGCAUAGUUCCUCAUGACGCUUCUUCGUUGGUUCCCUCGUCACUGCUUUCCAACCUGUCACCAGAACCAAUGACCGUUCUUCUUGACAAGCCCGAAUCCGCUAACAGCGCCCAUACAAGCGGUGGGUCUCAUUAUCCUGACUCUGCCCGCUCCGUCGCCGCUGCGUAA
This is a messenger RNA of Pisolithus orientalis, 863 nucleotides long. RefSeq lists its product as uncharacterized. Bases 24 to 863 code for a protein of 279 amino acids. The transcript is spliced from 2 exons. The record is from RefSeq and is a predicted model, not a curated record. Lineage: Eukaryota; Fungi; Basidiomycota; Agaricomycetes; Boletales; Pisolithaceae.